This is a messenger RNA of Desarmillaria tabescens, 810 nucleotides long. RefSeq lists its product as uncharacterized. Gene Ontology annotation, biological process: maturation of LSU-rRNA from tricistronic rRNA transcript (SSU-rRNA, 5.8S rRNA, LSU-rRNA). Gene Ontology annotation, molecular function: RNA binding. Lineage: Eukaryota; Fungi; Basidiomycota; Agaricomycetes; Agaricales; Physalacriaceae. Gene Ontology annotation, cellular component: nucleolus. The transcript has 5 exons. The coding region runs from base 30 to 737 and encodes 235 amino acids. The record is from RefSeq and is a predicted model, not a curated record.
AACAUUUUCUUUCUCUUCCUCACUCCAUCAUGCUCGCCUCGAAAUUAUCACAAAAACUUGGCAAGGAAAAGGAAGCUAGCGACGGCGAGGAGGAGGAGGAAAUUGAGAUACCUUUGCAUGGGCUGUCCUCGGAUGACGACGACUCUUCAGACGAAGACGAGCCGGAGCCCACUCCAGUAGACGUGGAAAAACUUCCUACGAUUGCCAAGGACGACGCCAACGUGAAACGGCGACUAGAAAAAGCAAAGCGGUCGCCGUCAGACGACCGAGGCGUGCUAUACCUAGGCAGAAUACCCCACGGCUUUUACGAAGAACAGAUGAAGGCCUAUUUUUCGCAAUUUGGGAACGUCACUCGUAUACGUAUCUCGAGAAACAAAACGACGGGUCGUUCAAAACACUAUGGGUUCAUUGAAUUCGACUCUGCGUCUGUCGCGCAGAUCGUUGCGGAGACGAUGGACAACUACCUCCUUAUGGGCCAUAUCCUGCGGUGCAAGGUUAUACCCAAGGAAGAGGUGCAUCCUCAGCUAUGGGUAGGAAGUAAUCGCAAGUGGAGAGUGGUCCCUAUGGAUCGUGUAGUUCGAGUGGAUCAUAACAGGCCUCGUACUGUUGAGGAGCAACAAAAGGCGUCAAAACGGCUGCUGAAGAGGCAGAAUGAACGGAAACGCAAGCUCGAGGCGGCAGGUAUCCAGUAUGAUUUUGAUGCAGUGGCAUAUAAAAAACCGGUGAAGGGCUCAUAGUUCUACACGGUGUAUUGCGGCGACAGCAUAUAUGAUACAUUAUAACGAUACAGUUUUGAGAGCAACUACAGCA